This is a messenger RNA of Haliotis rubra (blacklip abalone), 789 nucleotides long. RefSeq names its product actin, cytoplasmic-like. Bases 1 to 789 code for a protein of 262 amino acids. The record is from RefSeq and is a predicted model, not a curated record. Lineage: Eukaryota; Metazoa; Mollusca; Gastropoda; Lepetellida; Haliotidae. The transcript is spliced from 2 exons.
AUGGGAGAGAGAGACAGCUACGUCGGUGACGAGGCUCAGUCCAAGAGAGGUAUCCUUACACUGAAGUAUCCCAUCGAGCACGGUAUCCUCACCAACUGGGACGACAUGGGGAAGAUCUGGCAUCACACCUUCUACAACGAGCUUCGUGUGGCUCCAGAGGAGCACCCCGUCCUCCUGACAGAGGCUCCCCUCAACCCCAAGGCCCACCGUGAAAAGAUGACCCAGAUCAUGUUCGAGACCUUCAACACUCCAGCUAUGUAUUUGGCCAACCAGGCAGUUCUGUCUCUGCUCGCUUCUGGUCGUACCACAGAGCGAAAUAUCACCAGGGACAUAAAGGAGAAACUGUGCUAUGUUGCCCUCGACUUCGAGCAGGAGAUGCAGACUGCUGCAUCCUCUUCCUCACUGAAGAAGAGUUAUGAGCUUCCUGACGGACAGGUCAUCACCAUUGGCAACGAGAGGUUCCGUUGUCCAGAGACCCUCUUCGAGCCAUCCUACUUGGGUGUGGAAUCUGCCGGUAUCCACGGCACAAUAUACAACUCCAUCAUGAAGUGUGAUGUUGAUAUCCGUAAAGAUUUAUAUGCCAACACUGUUCUCUCCGGAGGUACCACCAUGUUCCCAGGAGUCGCUGAUAGAAUGCAGAAGGAGAUCACAGCCCUGGCAUCAGCAUCAGUGAAAGAUCAAGGUCAUCUCCCCUCCAGAGAGAAAAUACUCCGUCUGGAUCGGUGGCUCCAUCCUUGCCCUCCGUUUGACCACCCAGCGGAGAUGGAUCAGCAAGCAGGAGUACGAUGA